UUCAAAAAUUAAUAUUUUUUACUUUUCACACCCCCCGACCCCUUCUUUUGCACACCAACCCACUCCAAUUCAUUGUAGUUACUAAAACGCGUAUAUAUUCAACCACACUACCAUUGUUUCUCUUAUCACAAGUUCUCUGCAUACAACCUUCACAUCUGCAAUUUUCUGAUCUAUUUUUGGAUCUAAAAAAUUCCGGUGUAACCUUCCAUACCAACCUGUUCAGAAUGAGUUCCUGGAAUUAUGGAGGAUCUUCUUCGUCUAAUCCAAUUGAUGACGAACCUAUCAUUCCAGACAUUGUCGAAGACUUUACUUCCGAUGAUUUUGAGGAAGACAAUGCAGACAAUCAAGAAAUUGUCCCAAUUCCUCCUAUGGAUUACAAUCCCUAUGUGUAAGUCCAACUACAAGAAGCCAUGCAAUUCGAUUCUAAAGAAGCAACGGUGUCUGCCAUCAAACAUUAUCACAUCACUAAUGGAUACAGCUUCAAUGUGGUAGAAUCAAAACCGCAUCUUUAUGUUGCACGAUGCAUCCAUUACAACAAUGGAUGUCAAUGGCGUCUGAGGGCCAGUUAUAGCAAAAUCCGACAUCAUUGGGAAAUCAAGUCCAUUGAUGGUACACAUACGUGUUUCCCUACAUUAAUGUCACAAGAUCACUGCAACCUAGAUUCCACCCAAAUUGCUUCAAUUGUUUUUCAUUUGGUCCGCACAAAUCCAAGCAUUCGCAUCAAAAGCUUGGUCGCUGAAAUCAAAAGUCGUUACGGAUACACAGUCACAUAUAUUAGAGCAUGGAUUGCGAAGGAGAAAGCAAUAACAAUGGAGUAUGGUGAUUGGGACCAAUCUUAUAAUGAAGUUCCCAGAUGGUUACUAGCUGCCCAGCAAACCAAUCCUGGGACAAUUUUUCAACUUUCCGGUCCUCCAGUUAAUAUUGAUGCUGAGGAUGGAAGUUCCACAUACAUUAUGGAACGUUGCUUCUGGGCAUUUGGACCUUGCAUUGAAGGUUUUAAGUAUUGUAAACCUGUUGUUCAAGUGGAUGGAACUUUUUUAACAGGCAGAUAUCAUGCCACCUUGCUUACUGCAAUUGCUCAGGAUGGAAAUAGAAACAUAUUUCCUUUGGCAUUUGUAAUAGUAGAAGGUGAGACAAAGGAGGCAUUGAUUUGGUUUUUUCAACUACUGCGAGAGCAUGUAACUCCUCUGCCAAAUCUCUGCCUAAUUACUGAUAGAGGCAAGGGAAUUUUGUCAGCCCUACGAUCGGAAGAAGUUGACUGGGAAUCAGACAAUCUUCACUCUGUCUACUGCAUACGUCAUCUGGGUUCCAACUUCAACAAUCGCUUCAAAAAUGCCGAUCUCAAGAAACAAUUCAUUAACUUGGCUUAUGAAGUCAAACAACCUAUCGUGCAAGCAAAACUUUCAGCUAUGAGGUCCCAAUACCCACAAGCAGUAGCUUGGAUUGAUAAAAUCCCCUUACAUAAGUGGUCUCAGGCUUAUGAUGGGGGGCGCAGGUACACGCACAUGACAACAAACUUGGCGGAGUGCAUGAACUCUGUGCUAAAGGGGGCUCGCUCAUUACCUAUCUGUGCACUUUUGAAAAUUACAUUUCAAAACAUAAAUGCCUGGUUUGUUGAACGCGGCUUAAAGGCAGACUCUAUGUUAAGAGCUGGACAUCAAUAUCCAGAAGAUGUCACAACCUUGCUCCAACAAAAUCAACAGAAAUCUGCAUAUUGUCAUGUUUAACGUUACGAUCGAGAUAAUUCAGAAUUCGAGGUGCAAGAGAUAUCGAGCCCCCAUCACUAUCGGCCAAAACCAAUCUCAUUCACUGUCAGAUUAAACGAUUGGUGGUGUGAUUGUGGUCACUUCCAAGCUAGUCGAUUACCCUGUCAGCACGUCAUAGCUGUUUGUUCUUUUGGUCACAUGCCACUUUCAAAUUUUAUCGAUCCAGUUUACACCCUUAAUAACAUAAAUAAGGCUUAUCAAGUCCAAUUCCACCCCCUGCGAAAUGAGGACUAUUGGUCAACAUAUACAGGUCCUAAUUUCAAUCCAGACCCCCAAACUAGGCGUAAGGCUUCCGGACGACCUCCAAGGACUAGGAUCCAUAACGAAAUGGAUCAACCCGUUACGGAUAAGCCAAAAAAAUGCUCUUAUUGUCGCACUGAGGGUCAUCAUAGGGGACAAUGUCCAUUUCGUCAAUAAGUUGUACAUUAUUUAUUUCAGUUAAUUUAAUUUUCAAUGUUUUUUUCUUCUUUCUACAAUGUCAAAACUAAGACAAUUUUCUAUGAACAUUAAUAUUUCUUAUGCCUUCAUCAACUACAAGUUCAAAUACUUUAUUCUUUUAUGGACCAACAAAACUUUAUCAAAUGAGAACAAAUUAUUAUGCUCGCCUAUGUAUCCAAUUCAAAUUUAACAACUUUGUUUUUCAAAAUUUGCAAUGUAAUCGAUUACAAUACCAUUGUAAUCGAUUACACUUCACUGCAUUAACCAUGUAAUCGAUUACACUUCGUCUGUAAUCGAUUACAUUACACCCAGAAAACUGCAACACAUGCAGUAAUCGAUUACAGUAUGGGGUAAUCGAUUACUCAUCUGAAAACGUCCUCCCCCCCAACGAUUUCCUUUCAAUGUCGUUCUGCCCCCACACGAUUUUCUUUAAAUCUCGUCCACCCCCCACACGAUUUCCCCUCUGACCACGCUGACCCACAAAAACGUUUGGGGGCUACACGAUUUCUUCUUACGAAAACGUGCCCCCCCAAAAUGUUUUGCCUACUUCCGUAAUUUUUAAAAAAUUUGUCCAUAUACGUAAUAAACCCAUCCCAUUUGCCUACAAUAGAAAAAAACCAAGAAAUGAGUAUAUGAAAUAAGAAUGAGGUAGCGUGAACGAUAUGAGAUCGUAUUCUCGUAUUACGAUUCAGUAUCUCUUUAUUAUCAUUUUUGUUUAAAAGCUUAGCGAUCUUUAUAUAUAUCCAUAUCUAUGUAAAUACAAUAUAA
Molecule: messenger RNA, 2972 nt
Organism: Vigna unguiculata (cowpea)
Lineage: Eukaryota; Viridiplantae; Streptophyta; Magnoliopsida; Fabales; Fabaceae
Source: RefSeq, a predicted model, not a curated record